AACAUGGUUUGGUUUGUUUACACAAUGGGCUUGAAGGAACGUCUCGCAAGGAAGAUCCUGGACGAGUAACCCUAGAUAAUUGGCACCCUUAUUUGCUAUAUGCAUAUAACAUAAACCACUCCAAGUUAGCCACCAGGUUAGCCUUACUUAGUUAACCAUCUAAAACUGAAUUGGUUGCUCUUGGUGGGAAGGGACGCACCAACCACCAUAGUAUGGUUGGGACUCCCGGCUCAACGUGGUAAUAGUGCUCCUGCUUCAACAUAAUAAUAAUAAUACUUGUGGUUUAACGUCGACGAUCAGCCUCGGGUCACAUUAGACAUGUCAGAUAAUGAAGUUGAAAAGUUUGAGAUCUCUGACUAUGACCUGGAAAAUGAGUUCAGCACCCAGCGCCCAGGUCGAAGGCAGACCAAGGAACAGCAGAUUUAUGGUGUCUGGGCACAAGAAAGUGGGGAUGAAGAGGAAGGAGAGCCUGAACCCAUGGUUAUUCCACUCCCCCGGGUUCGUGUCCUACGAGGGGGGCUCAACUUUGUUUCAGGGGGUAUCCAGCAGUCGAGUAAGAAGGGCGACAAGGACAAAAAAGAGGGCUCCGAUGAGGAAUCAGAGUCAGAACUUGCUCCGAGACCCAUGUUUGGCGCUGGUGCUGAUUCCAGUGAUGAGGAAACUACUGUAAAAAUACAAAAGCCAGCAGCAUUUGUAAGCAAGAAAUCAUCAGAUUACUCUUCACAUGCUUCGUCUUCCAAACCAAGAGAUAUUGCGGGACUGCGCCGGGGUGGAGCACCUGGAGGGGGUAAAACCGGCCUGCUGGGAAGUGGCAUGGCCGACUGGGAAAAGUAUACUUCCGGUAUUGGCAGUAAGCUCUUGAAGAAGAUGGGCUUUGAAGAAGGUAAAGGUCUUGGUAAGAACUUGCAAGGUAUAUCAACACCUGUAGAGGCAAGCAAGCGGAAGGGAAAGGGGGCCAUUGGUUUUUAUGGAUCUGAAAGAACUGACAGGUCAUUGAAAGACUUUCCAGUGCAUGAUUCAGAUGAAGAAGAUAAAGAAAAGUUCAAGGAGCUCCUUCAGCAAUGGAAGAAAACUGGAAGCAAGAAGAAAAUAAAAUACAUAUAUAAGAGUGCUGAGGAAGUUAUUCAGGAAGGUAAGACUAAGAAACUAAAGCCAACAGAUGACAGCCAUAUAACUAAAACUAAGGUUAUUGACAUGACAGGACCAGAAACAAGAGUCUUGAGUAGUUAUCAUGCUAUAGCUGGCCAGAAAAAUUUUGUUGAUGAAUAUGAAGAAGAUAAGAAGAAGAAAUAUGAGCAUUUUGAUUUACCCGAACUUUUACAUAACCUACAGAUACUCUUGGAAAAUUGUGAAGAUGAUAUUGUCCGCAAUGCUCGCACUUUAGAACGCGAAAAUGACAGAAUUGUUCAUCUUAAUCAUGAAAGGGAAAAAUAUGAGCUUUUAGUAGAGAGAGAGAAAAAAGAACUUGACAGCCUUGACCAAUCUCUGGUCCUUGUGGAAAGUUUAGAAACAAGACAUAAAGAGCAGACACUAAGUCUCAGUGAAGCUACAGCUAUAUUUACUGAGUUAAAAUCAGAUUAUCUGAAAAUAUACAAUACUUAUGAGAUCCCUUACCUGGCACCAACUUAUGUGACUCCUCUUUUGAAAGAGUUACUUAGUACAUGGAAUCCACUUGCACAUCCAACAGCUCACAAAGAAAUAUUUGCUACAUGGCAGCAGUUGGUAGAUUUAGGUGGAAAUCAGCAUCAGCAACCAGAUACUAAUGUACCUUUAGAUCCAUACCACCACCUGGUAUGGGAGACCUGGACUGCUGCUGUACGAUCCACAGUUAUGGGUCCUUGGGAACCACGAGACUGUGGUCCAUUACUUGCUGUACUGGAAGCAUGGAACUAUCCACUGGUUCCAGUAUGGAUCCAAGGACACCUACUUCAACAUGUAAUUUUACCUCGUAUUACACGUGCUGUUCAUAACUGGAAUCCACUUCAAGAUACUGUGCCAAUUCAUACUUGGCUUCAUCCCUGGCUUCCUUUAUUAGUAGACCAUCUUCAAUCUGUAUAUCCUGUAAUCCGUCAGAAACUUUCAGCUGCUCUUGUUCACUGGCACCCAAACGAUCGCUCUGCCAAGAUGGUUUUGCAGCCAUGGAAAAGAGUGUUUAGUGAAAUAGCAAUGACCACUCUAAUUCAGUCCAACAUUCAGCCAAAAUUGGAGUCUGCACUAGUUGAAAUGGCUAUUAACCCACACAAUCAGAAUCUGGAUCCCUGGCAUUGGUUCCUAGAUUGGGAUGAUCUGUUGCCAACACAGGUUUCAUUAGAUAUAUUGGAGCGAUGUUUCUUUCCCCGUUGGUACCAGGCAUUGGCUACAUGGCUUUCUGCAAACCCUCCUCAUCCUGAUGUUAUUGCAUGGUACAAAGGGUGGCGAGAUCUUAUGCCAAAGAGUGUUGCAAAUCAUCUUCAGAUACGACAAAAGUUUCAACAGGCCCUGGAGGUGUGCAGCCGUGCUCUCAGCUACCAACCGGGUGCUUCCGAUCAAUUUAGUCUUUUGUUGGCUGGUUUAGACAAACUGAGUGAACCACCACCACCACCACCACUAGGUUCUCCCCCUAGGCAACGUUCCAAAGAUUGGGCAGAUAUCAUUAGCAGUGCACGGAGAGAAACCCUUAGCAUGCGAGAGGUUGUCGAGCGUAGAUGCUUGGAACGUGGCAUUGUCUUUGUUCCAAUACCUGACCGCAAGCAUGAAGCAAGACCAGUGUAUAGAUGCGGUAAACUUAAUAUUUCCUUCAAUAAAAACAUCAUAUAUGUACAAACAGAAAGAGGAUGGAUGCCCAAAAGUUUGACGACAUUAUUAGAUGAUGCGUAGGUGAUGUCUAAAACUGUGUAGGAUGGUUCUAACUUUAGACAGGGUACAGGUGUUUAUAAUCAGUGGUCACAGAUGAUACCUAAAAUAUGAUGGUGUGAUUUACAUUAACUGUGACCAAUUUAAAUACUUGUGUGUUGUCUUUAGUUUCACCUGCAUUAAUAAAAAAAACUAUUUUGACACCAAUAUAAUUUUGAUAACAGCAACUGCCAAAUGAUUAUUGCACCUCUUAGUACUGUAAUGGAUUAAAGCAGUAUAGGUUACCAAUACUGUAUGUUUUCAGUUUUCAUUUGAAAUAAAGUGCCGGGCUCGGGGGAGAAGAAGAACUGUAACCCUCUCUAGGUAAAGUACAAAGAUUUGGUCAAAUGAAUUUAAAGACAUAACUAGAUGCUAAAAUUGAGCAUAAACAAAUUUCAUGAAAGCGCCUUUCUUCAUAAUAAACUUGUUAAUUUAUUUAUUUAUAUAUACAAAUAGGUGCAUUGGGUUUGUGAGAGUACAUAACAUUGGUGUUCUUACAUUCUUGCAAAUUCACGAACACGCAUAGCGUUUCAGGCAGACUUUAGGAUUGUAUUGAAUACUGUAGUAUUCAGCAAGAAAUGCAACUUUCUUCAUACAGUACUGUACAUACAUUUUAUGUAGACUAUUUGUUUCAGGGUUGACAAAAUAAUAACUGCAAUUUUUCAUUUGCCUGAUUGCUGCAUCUUUGCCUUUUCUGAUGAAAUUUGAUAAAGAAUUGCAAUUUUUUUCUAAUUAAUCUGUGAAUAAGUAAACAAUUUUAAUGUCUGAAAUUAAUUAGAUUAACAUAGUAAGUGCCAAAUUAUUAAUAAAGGCAGGCUAACAAGAAGAAUGAAUAAAACAAUUGGAAAUUAAUUAAUUAAUAAUAAAAAAAGGAAAUAGCAAUGCCCUGUCAUAGUGCUGAUUUUUUUGUUUACCAAGAUUUCACUGGUAUAAGUGGGGGGGUUACCGAGAGGAUAUGGGAAAUGCUAGCAAUUUUUUGGUGGGAGUCAAUAAUUAUGUUUUGGAACUGUAGCCCCUUCUGCUAUUUUAGCAAUUUAGUGAAGUGAGGAUGCCUGCUGCCCCUGUGCAGGGUUUUAAUCCACGUGUGUGCAGUCUUUUUCUACACGUGAUCAGCCUUAGUGGACAGCAUAUAAUUAAUUCAUAUAAACCCUGUCUUAAAUUUUAUCCUUCAGGAAAUUCUGUACAAAGUAUUUUGCGGAGAAUAUUUACGUUAACUACAGUAUUAGUGCAACUUGCACUGAUUGUUAAUAAUGUACAAAUGAAAUAAAAAGUGGUGAUGCGU
Procambarus clarkii (red swamp crayfish) is the source of this 4153-nucleotide messenger RNA. It is a transcript of the gene sip1, whose product is annotated as septin interacting protein 1. Gene Ontology annotation, biological process: spliceosomal complex disassembly. The record is from RefSeq and is a predicted model, not a curated record. NCBI's taxonomy places the organism in Eukaryota, Metazoa, Arthropoda, Malacostraca, Decapoda, Cambaridae. Gene Ontology annotation, molecular function: nucleic acid binding. Gene Ontology annotation, cellular component: U2-type post-mRNA release spliceosomal complex.